AUGUUUUAAAACCAAAGUUUUCAGUUGUUGCAAUAAUACAUCGUAUAAAUGUUGAUAUUUUCACAAUGGAUAGUGGAAAGAAGGAAUCAAACGAUUCGCCGGAUUUAAAUAGUAAUAUUAGUAGUACAAAUAGUAUUGAUGAUAAAUUGUGGCAAUGGAAACCAUGGUCAAUCAGACGAAAUGAAUACCAAAGAACUGCAUACAAAGCAGAUCAAUCGGGUGAUUUUGAAAAGGCCAUUUUGUACGACAGUAAAGCGCUCAGUUGUGGAUUUGUUGGCACUUUUUUGAACGAAAAUCGAGCGGCUGAAGGAAAUGAAAACGAAUUAAUUAGCCAAACAAUCGAUUUACAACAAAAGACGGGAAAUGUUUUGAUUGAUUAUUUAUCGGAAUAUUUGGAAAAUGUCGUGAUCAAUGAUACAACGAUAGAACCCGCUCCUGCAACAGAUGAUCAAACUCAGUUUAAUGAUUUGCAUACCAAAUGUGCUCAAUUACCAAAAGAAUGGAAUGUGAUUCAGUUGAGUCAACUUUAUAAUGGAUACAAUAGAUAUGCUACCAAAAGAGAUAUGUACACCAGUGAUGCUCCCAUAAGAAUAACUUUAUUUCGUGAUAGCGUAUCGGAGAAACGGGAUAACCGUCCGACCAACAUCAUUCUCGAUUGGCUUGAAUUUGGCGAAGAAAGUAUAUUAUCAACAUCGUAUAAGGUGCAUGAGGUGUUAUACGAAAACUAUACUUCACACAUGAAUACAGAGAACUAUAGUUCAUUUAUGAAGGAGUUGAAAACAGCACAAUCGAAAUUGGUGGAUGAUAUGAUAUCAUGGCUUGGACCGUGGAUCACCCUCCUGUCCGGCAAAAUCAAAGGAAAAGAUGGAGAGAAUUUUGAGAAAAAAUUAUUCGAAGACGUUGAAAUAUUUGGCAAAUCGCAAAAGUUCACCAACGAUCAGAUUACGUAUCUUAGUUUAAUGGCGCGCCGCAUUGAUUUACUGGAAAAUGAUGACUGCGAGCAAGCGGGUCGUUUUAUUGCUCGUAAUUUCGCCGAAUGUACACAAAUAAAAAACUUUUUAAUUGAUCUUAAAAACAAAACCACGAUCGAAGACUUUGAAUAUUAUCCAUGCAUUUUGGUCAUCGAUGAGAUAUUGGAUCCAUUGCCAUGGGAAAUGUGUUUGACUUCACAAGAGUUCACACGUAUGCAUUCGAUAUAUUUUUUAUUUGAUCUGUACGAAAGAUACAAAGACCAAAUUAACGAUGGUUAUCUUAAAAUUGAUGUGAAAAAUGGAUUGGCCAUGAUAAAUCCAAAUGACGAUGAGAAGCUGGCACACAUGUGCGAACGAAUGUCAUCAUACUAUAAAGAUUUUUUGCCAAAAUGGAAACGUAUUGAAAAGGAGGUGCCAUCACCAGAACAAUUUACCAAAUGUUUAACAGAAAAUGAUGUAUUUGUUUAUUCGGGACACGGUAGUAGUCUACAGUUUUUCGCCACUCACGAAUUCGAAAAUAUAAAACAAAAUUGCAUUAUGAUGUUGUUUGGUUGUGAAUCGAUUGCAAUGCAACCACGAGGUACAGUUUGCGAAGCCACUUGUCAGUCAUAUGUUUACUUUAAAAAUGGAUGUCCGGCACUUUUGGGUGCACUUACAAUUGUCACAGAUGUUUGGGUUGAUCUCAUCACAAUUUGUAUACUUACACAAUGGGUUGUGCCAAUGCAAGAAAAACAUCCCACAAUCGAAAUAUGCAAAGAUGAACGGUCGAAAGAGCACAUUCGAAAAAUACUGCUGAAAUCCGAGGGUAAACGAAAUCCAAAUUUACUCGCAUUGCUGUGUGAAAUUCGCAACGAAUCGAGCAUAUCAUUUGGCAUUCGAUCGGCUAUGGUUUUUAGAGGAUUACCACCUUACAAUACAUCAAUGGAAAAAUAAUAGGAAUCGAAUAAUUCAGAACAGUGCAAAUAUUGUUUGAGUCGUUGAGAACAAAAUUGGCCGAAACAGCGAUUUCUCGGUUAUCAUAAAAUCUCAAAAUUUGCACGAAGGCACUUUAAUUCGAUCACUUUUCAGAAAUUUACUUAAAACAUCCAUGAGAAAAUGCGAUUUCGGUAGCUCCUCAUUUUAUUCUCAACAGCUCAAUAAACUUUCAAAAGGAAUAAUGUACAAAACCAUAAGUCAUAAGUCAAAUAAAUAGUCAAUAAUUCAUUUA
Messenger RNA from Contarinia nasturtii (swede midge), 2178 nucleotides. It is a transcript of the gene Sse, whose product is annotated as separin. Gene Ontology annotation, molecular function: cysteine-type endopeptidase activity. Lineage: Eukaryota; Metazoa; Arthropoda; Insecta; Diptera; Cecidomyiidae. The record is from RefSeq and is a predicted model, not a curated record. Gene Ontology annotation, biological process: proteolysis; meiotic chromosome separation. The coding region runs from base 66 to 1904 and encodes 612 amino acids. Gene Ontology annotation, cellular component: centrosome; nucleus; mitotic spindle. The transcript has 2 exons.